This is a messenger RNA of Pyrus x bretschneideri (Chinese white pear), 1288 nucleotides long. RefSeq names its product ER membrane protein complex subunit 2. The record is from RefSeq and is a predicted model, not a curated record. The transcript has 9 exons. Gene Ontology annotation, cellular component: EMC complex. Gene Ontology annotation, molecular function: protein binding. The coding region runs from base 123 to 1031 and encodes 302 amino acids. Gene Ontology annotation, biological process: protein folding in endoplasmic reticulum. Lineage: Eukaryota; Viridiplantae; Streptophyta; Magnoliopsida; Rosales; Rosaceae.
AGAGUGCGUUCUGAGUCAAUUCCCUCUCUCCUCCAAUCGAAACAGAUCGAUCGAGAAGCCGGCUAGAGAGGGAAACAUCUAGAGAGAGAGAGAGAGGAGCUUCGCUCGCUGGAUUGGCGAAGAUGGUGAGCAAAAUGGAAGAAACCCAAUUGAACAGGCUUGAGAACCAGGUCGAUAAUGGAGGAGGAGGGGCCUGGGAGUACCUCUGCUUGGUCCGAAAGCUCAAGGUCCGCCGCUCCGAGAAGGUCUUGAAGUAUGGCCUCUCGAUCUUGAACGACCUCAAAAAAAGAUCCAGUCUCGGCACGGAAGAGUGGACUUUGUAUGAGCAAGUGGCAAUUGCUGCCAUGGACUGCCAGUCUCUUAAUGUUGCAAAGGACUGCAUUAGGCUUUUACGCAAGGCAUUUCCAGAGAGUAAAAGGGUUGGUAGGCUAGAGGCUAUGUUGCUAGAGGCAAAGGGAUCUUGGGCAGAGGCAGAAAAGGCUUACUCAAGCUUUUUGGAGGAAAAUCCACUCGAUCAAGUGAUACAUAAGAGAAGAGUGGCUAUGGCAAAGGCACAAGGAGACACCUCAGGGGCCAUUGAGUGGCUUAAUAAAUAUCUGGAAAUAUUUAUGGCUGAUCAUGAUGCAUGGAGAGAGCUGGCUGAAAUCUAUGUUUCGUUGCAGAUGUACAAGCAAGCUGCGUUCUGCUAUGAGGAGCUGAUAUUAUCGCAACCUACUGUUCCUCUUCACCACUUGGCUUAUGCUGAUGUGCUUUACACUCUUGGUGGAUUGGAAAACCUUCAGACCGCAAAAAAAUACUAUGCAUCUGUUAUAGACUUGACCGGGGGCAAGAAUGUCAGAGCACUUUUUGGUAUUAACCUGUGCACUUCUGCCAUCGGACAGCUUGCAAAAGGAAGGAACAAGGAAGACAAAGAGAGCUUAGAGCUACAAUCACUGGCGGCAACAGCAUUGGAGAAACACUACAAGCAGAGAGCUCCUGACAAACUUUCCCUGCUUACGACCGCUUUGAAAAGCUUGAAAGUUUCAUCAUAACUGCUUAAUCUUCGAAGAAUCUUCAUAUACCAAAACAGGCGAGUGGUGACUUGGUGCCGGAUGGCUUUGGAUUACAAGAAUCUCAUAUCUAGUUAUGUUAAAUGAUUUUUUUUCGUGUUUCGACUUGUUUGUGUCUUUUUUCCGAGUCCUUAAUAAGAGGACGAUAUGUAUUCUUUAGGAUGGCCACAGUGGCUAACUAGGAAUGUAUGAGUAAGACCCGUUCUUCCUUGUGGAAUAAAAAUUUAUUUUUAUCCAAA